Messenger RNA from Cladophialophora psammophila CBS 110553, 1833 nucleotides. RefSeq lists its product as uncharacterized. Lineage: Eukaryota; Fungi; Ascomycota; Eurotiomycetes; Chaetothyriales; Herpotrichiellaceae. The transcript has a single exon. The record is from RefSeq and is a predicted model, not a curated record. The coding region runs from base 1 to 1833 and encodes 610 amino acids.
AUGUUGUUAAUCAAUACCGAAACCCUGAAACUCGAGUCCAUCGUCAACCCCCCACCAGGUUCCUACGCCAUCCUCUCACAUACCUGGGGGAAAGAAGAGAUCAACUUCCAGGAAUGGAACUGCAUCGAAUCCGGAGAAGGUCCUGAGGCAGACAAGCUGAAGACAAAGUCAGGCUUUGCAAAGAUCGAAAUGACGUGCCGCAUAGCAAAGGCCGACGGACUGAAAUACGCCUGGGUCGAUACCUGCUGCAUCGACAAGAGCAGCAGCGCGGAAUUGUCGGAAGCUAUCAACUCAAUGUUCAAAUGGUACCGAGACUCGCACAUUUGUUACGCCUACAUGUCAGAUCUGGAAAAGGCUUCUGAUCUGAGUCAACUCCAAGAAUGCCGGUGGUUCACCAGAGGCUGGACACUUCAGGAAUUGAUUGCCCCUCAAAAGGUCCGCUUCUACGACAAGUGGUGGGUCGAAGCCGGCACCAAGUCCAAAUUCCAAGAGCUGCUGGCAAAGAUUACAAGGAUCGACUCGGACGUCCUCGUCAAUGGUCAAAAUCUGGACUUUGUUCCGGUCGGCAGGAAAAUGUCUUGGGCGGCUCCCAGAGAGACCAGCCGGGUGGAGGAUAUCGCAUACUGCCUGUUAGGAAUCUUCAACGUCAACAUGCCUCUGCUGUACGGAGAAGGGGAUAGAGCAUUUCUCCGCUUACAAGAGGAAAUCCUCAAGGAACACAAUGACUUGAGUCUGUUCGCGUGGCAAAACACCUCGGGAAAGUCGCUAUAUCGAGGCAUCUUUGCAGAAUCACCUUCUGAAUUCUCGGAUUGUGUCGACCUUAAAGCGCCACACGAAAGGCAGAGCCUCGGGAACGAAGUCUCAGUUACCAGCAAUGGUUUACGUGCCGACGGCGUUUUCCUUCCGGGCCAAGACGAUUGUUGCAUUCUGGAUCUAGGUUGCUGUCGCAUUGGCCCCAGCUCCGAUCCCGAAUGGUUGUACGUCCGGCUUCAAAAGGUAGGAGAGACGUUUGUCCGGGUCCUUCCGAAAUUCGUCACUGCGGAGAAAUCACGGCUUCUUUGGUGGCAGGGCACUAGGCGAACAGUCUAUGUCCGCAAAAGCGUCCACGGCCAACAGUUGACGGAAGCAAACUACCGCAUAUCAAGCGUGGCGAUGCAGUUUGCCAAGUCUCUGCGAGGCCAGUUGAGGCUCUGCGACGUGCUGCCAUUGCAGAACUGGGAGCCGGAAACCACCCGAUUCUUCGGAUUUGAAUCAGUCAACUUUGUCGGCACCGUCCCCUUUGUUUUCGAGGCACCCCCUGGGGCUCCGCGGCUAAGAGAGCGUCUUGUACUCCUCUGCGGUGUCCACAAGUCUUUCAUCCGCAGCUGGAGACUCGACUCGUGGGCAGCCCUUUUCCAAGAAUCAGGUGCAAACGACGAUCUUUCCACGGCUCUGGUGGCGCUGGCCCACGGAGACGACACGAGUCUCCCUGAAGACCACCGGCAGAAUGCGAUCAAGGACAUGCUGUUUGCCAAUUUUUCAGACACCUACGGCGUCUUGAGGGGUCUCGAUAAAAGAAACUCGGUCAAGAUUGAGGAUCGAGCUGGUCGGACGCAGUACAUCCUGUCUUUGGAGAUGCACGACGUGCCCGUGGGAAACACAUGGAGAGCCACAACGGCGACCGUCAAUUGCGAGGUGGUGGACGUACCCGUGGAAAAAGUUCGAAGCUCGACGGCGCUGGUGAAAUCGGCGAUCAAGGAAGUCGACUACCCGCUGGUGCCGAUCGACGGUAUCAAAGCAAGAUCCCCUGCUGUGGGUGUUCUACAGACUCGAUCACAGACCUGCAUAUAUUGA